AGACGUCUGGGUGCUCAACAGUUGAGAGGCAAUGUUUUCAUUUUGAUUCUGAAACUGAGGCCUGAGGCGGUCCAUCUGUAUCCUUUCUUUACUUUCCUGCCCGGCCCCAGCAGCCGUUUCACUUGCAGGUUGUUUUUUAUAUCUUUACUUGAUCAUGAGUUCGGUAUCAAAGGUCGGUGAAAUUUUUUCAGCUGCUGGAGAAGCAUUUAGUCGCCUUGGGGAACUGACUAUGCAGCUACAUCCCAUGGCAGAGCCUUCUCCAACAAGUGGCAAGUGGACUGAUGAAGAAAUUGAGAUGCUGCGAUCGUCGAUCAAGACUUUUGGAGACGAUCUCCAAAAAAUCAGUGAAACCAUCAAGACAAGAACAGUAUCUCAGAUCAGGACAGCGAUGAAGAAAAAAGCCCAGGAGCAGGCAGCAGCUCACAAACAAGAUGCAGAGAGGAAGGCACAGAUGAACAGCCGGCAAGAGGAAAACAGCACGGCACCCUCUGGUGAUGAGCCCCCGUUGAAGAAGCAGAAGCAGUCAGAGGUCACCUUGAAUAUGCUGAACUCGACGGAAACUCCGGGAGAUUCGCUGGUGGACAUCGAAGGACUCGAGGAAACCCCCAUGAAGAAGCUAGAGUUUGGCUUGUCGUCCAACACCGACCAAGAAGAUCUGAACCUGGAUUCCAAUCUGAUGGGAUCAGGCUCAGACAUAGAAUCGCUGCAAAGGUGAAAGCUGAUGGGACCUUCAGAUGUACUGAGUACCACUGAUAUGAUCAGCAGGUCAUCAGGCCAAUGAUUUUUAACUGGAAAAAGAAAAGGUCCAAAAAAAGUCUGGAAUCGCCUUUUUAUAAACUUUAUUUUGUGUACUAAAGUGGAAAGUUGAGUCAUUUUUUUUUAUUCUGGCGGAAAAAUAUUGUUGGAGUAUCUUCAGUCCAACACGCAUUUGUUGAGGUCGAAAUAGAAUUUGUUAAACAGUUUCAUCAUGCCUGAAACAGAAUGUAGGACCAUUAACCCUAACAGCCCUGAAUCCUCCAAUUUUAAUAUGAUUUUUUAAAAAUGAUAGGCGAACAGUUUUAAGCAUGGAAAACCUUCAUGUGUAAGCUAAAGAUUCUUCAGUCUGUGAGUAGGUGAUGUACAUAGUACAAUGUUACAGCUGCUUCAAGUAGAUGUUUUUCAAGCUGUAAGGAUGUCUAAGUCCCUUUGGUAGGUGUUCUGGGGUAACUUCAAAUCCUGUAAGGCGGCGCUCAUGUUUUUAAACAAAAAUCAGUGCCGUGGUGAAGCGUACACCAGUUUUACCACUUAUCUCUUGUGAAUAAACAAAUACAUACUCUUUCCAUU
Messenger RNA from Acanthaster planci (crown-of-thorns starfish), 1323 nucleotides. RefSeq names its product BPTF-associated chromatin complex component 1-like. Gene Ontology annotation, cellular component: MLL1 complex; NURF complex. NCBI's taxonomy places the organism in Eukaryota, Metazoa, Echinodermata, Asteroidea, Valvatida, Acanthasteridae. The record is from RefSeq and is a predicted model, not a curated record.